GAGGCGGUAACGCAGCAAAUCAAAUCGCACGCGAAGAAGAUUGCCAAAAGGAAGCUUUCGUUUUUCUUUCUCAUCCCCUUCUUUUUUGAGAAUCUAGAGUUGUUUUUGGAUAAGCUACGACUACUUCAGUUGACCGGUCAAAAAAACUAACAAAACCGAUUUACGGUGGACGUUGAAUUCUCAAGAGAAUUCGCUCUACAGCUUCCCACUAAACAGAAAGUUGCUACCUGCGUUUGAGCCUGUUAGAAGUGACAUCUAUCGACGAGUCUUUAGAAAUACUGGGUGUUCAUCCUGGCCUUGAUAAAGGGGGAGUAAUCACUUUUAAAACAUCAGUAUUGAGAUGGCAUUUUCUGAAUUGCGUGCCAGCACCUGAAACAAGGCAGGCCAUACAUAACGAGGUUUACAUCAUUGUAUUAUGCUCAAAUGUCACAUUUUCUUACAGAGUUGGGGAUUUGAUUUAAUAGAAAAUCAAAGACUUUUUAAUGAUAGAUUUUUAAUCCUUCUUUUGGAAUUUUACUUUUUUUGGAAGUUGGUAAAGUUUACAUUUUAGAAACACUGUGAGCAGUUGUGGCUUUUUUAUUAAAUGCAUAUGGAAACUUGGCCUUGUUUUAUAGCAGCUGAAGUGAGUGUUAAAUGGACAUUAUUUCCUGGAAAAUACUAAUCAAAGCUAUUAUAUUUUAAUAUAUAUGUUUGAACAUCUCGCAUAAUAUAUACCAUGCUCUCUGUUUACUAAACGAUUGAACUUUACCUCAAAAGAGGCUACAUUUUGCUUUGUCAUGAUGGCUUACUCAAUGGACUACAUGCAAGAAUUAGGUGGAGGAGAUGCCUUCAUCUGCACAGAGUGUGGUGAAGGGUUUAGUCAGUAUCCAAAACUAGUUGAACACAUGGCCAUUCAUGGACUUAAUGACAUAUUUUCCUCUGAUGGAUUAAGCAUUAGUAAUGGUAGUUGUAUCAAUGCAUCAAUUGAGGUCGCUCUCCAUGAAAACGGAAUGCUCACAGUGGUUGACCGUUCUGUGUUGUCUAACUUUACAUUCUUGUUUGGAAAACCGUCAUCCAAGUCAUUAUGGUGCCAACCCCCUAAUCAAGAAACCAUGACAUCAUCUAAGAUACCAGAGAAGGUGUAUACUUAUUUUAAGUGUGAAAGAUGUGGACAAUUGUUUAAAACUCCAAAGAGCUUACAACAGCAUCAGCAGUAUCGUGCUCUUGAACAGGGCUUCAAAUGCACUCUGUGCUGCAAGGUGUUCAAUGACCGAGAGUCUCUGCAGAACCACCUUCAAAACCAUGCUCAUGAACGCUUUUAUAGCUGUGGACGCUGUGGAAAACGAUUCUUAAGACAAGAGACUGUACUGUCACAUCAGAAACAGUGGCAUGGAUCUAUUGGUUCCAAGACUUUGAGUAGAACUGAGGAAAAUCAAGGAAAUAAUAUAGACAGGUCUUAUCCUUGCAAAAUUUGUGGCUUGCGUUUCUUUUGGUUAUCUGACUUGCAGAGCCACCUAAACAGUCAUUCUCGUGUCAGCAGGCCAUCCGGUGAGGUAACACAGAAACAGGAAAUGCUUGCGGAAGAAGAAACUAAGAAAAAUGGCAUCAAUUCGGUUCAAGAGCCAUGUCGUUGUGGCCUGUGUGGGGAACCUUUCAACCAAAUUGCAGAUUUAAGAGAGCAUCAUAAAUCACAGCAUCCAGAUAAGGUGGAAGUGAAGGACUCUUCAGGUUUACCAUCUAAGCUGAAACAGCAGUACCAUGGUGUAAUGCGACAGAUGGUUACAAAACAGCAAAAGCUGCGAGCUGAUCCACUAAGGCCAAGUAUAAGAGGAAGACCUAGAGGCAUGAACAGAGGCAAUUUUAGUAAAAUAUUUUCCUGCAAACUUUGCCAUCGGGUUUUUGUACACUCAAGCAGUCUCUCUCGUCAUAUGCGUUACCAUAAGGGAACUCUGCAUGCCUGUGUUUAUUGUGGAAGACACUUUCCACAAAGAUGUGAUGUUACAAGGCAUGUAGCCAUGUACCACAAUUCUGUGCUUCAACCUAAGGCUCCUGGGGAGUCAAAGACCGAACAUGAGGAUAAUGAUUCUGUGAAAGUAUCGACACAAACAAACAGUGAUGGUCAACCAGAAGAACUUGAAGAAGAAAAUCAGCCCACAUCCAAGACAGAACAGGACCUGUUACUUGGUUCUCCCUAUAAAGGAACUUACAAACCAAGGAUGAAGUACAAAUGCAAAGAAUGCUGUAGAGUCUUUGGUCUACUUAGUGUUUAUCGGCGGCACGUAUAUUAUCACAAGCGAAGUCCUUGCAAGGUUUUGCUCAGUUGCCCUCUCUGUCCAAGCCGCUUCACAUUCCUGUCUGCUUUAGAUCGCCAUCUUGAAUAUCAUCAUAAAGGAGAGUCUGAAAAUGAUGGCACAAAACCUCUUGAGACUAAUGUAGUUGAUUCCAAAAGUCAACAUGGAGAUGCUGAAAAGCCUGAUAAAAAUGGUGAUAAUGGCAUGUCAUCUGUACUAAAUGAUUCAACUGAAUGUUCUGAGACGUAGAGAUCCACAAAAUGGCCAAAAGUAUAUGGACACCCUUACCUAAUGAACAGGUUUGGCUAUUCCAGCAAUUUUAGUGAAGAUAUAUGUAAAUGCUUGACUCUAAAAGGGAAUAUUAAGCUCUUUCAAUUUUGUUUCAAUAACGAGGGGCCUUUUUCUAUUCCUGCAUGGCAGUGAUACUUUGUACAAAACAAUGCUCUACUGUUUCAGAUAUUGAAGAAAGCAAUGAAUGGCAUGCACAGAUCCACUACUGAUUACCUUUGGGAUGGAUUUCGCUUGAUUUUAUUGCCUGACUGUCUUGAUGCUCUUAUGUCUCUUGGGGUCUCGUUAUAGCAGCAAAAGGCGUGAUUAAUGCCAUACUUAUGAAAAUAAACUGUUAUAUAUAUAUAUAUAUAUAUAUAUAUGAGCAUCAGAGAAUAAUUUACACCAAAGGCAUCUAGAUCUUCAUGCAAACCAACACUGUCCUUUUGGAAAAGAAAACACCAAAUACUUCAAUAAGUUAUUAAAAAUUAAGGUGUUAUGAUUACAAUUCUGCUUAGAAUGCCUGAAGAAAUGCCUUCCUAAUAAUUUAUCAAUAAAAGAGUGUCCACAAUGAAGAUAUAAUGUAAAUCAGUAGAGUUCUCAGAAUGCCCGUAGUAAUUAACACACUUUUUUUAUUUUUUUUUUUUUUUUUAGAUUUUGAGUGUUGUACUUCUGUAGCGUUUGGAUCAUCGGAUGUACCAAAUGAAUGCUGUUGUCUCAUGUAUGUUGCAUAUGUUGUAUAUAAAAGUGUUUCCUUCCAAAUUCCCAUUUGCAUGUUCCAAUUUUUGGAUAAACUAUUCAAAUUUUUUAUUCAAAGUAGGUGUUGAGAGAGUAUGCAUUUACAAACCAAAGGGUCCUACAUUUGUCUAAUCAUCUGAUGAAUUUAAAGUAAAGCAAAACUUGAGUCAUUCAUGGUUCAAUAUAUUUAUCCGCACC
Molecule: messenger RNA, 3473 nt
Organism: Puntigrus tetrazona (Sumatra barb)
Lineage: Eukaryota; Metazoa; Chordata; Actinopteri; Cypriniformes; Cyprinidae
Exons: 3
Coding region: 777-2519 (580 amino acids)
Biological process (GO): regulation of transcription by RNA polymerase II
Molecular function (GO): DNA-binding transcription factor activity; RNA polymerase II cis-regulatory region sequence-specific DNA binding
Source: RefSeq, a predicted model, not a curated record